AACAAGCAAAUUGGCACCGAAAAUUACAGGUCAGCCCCCGAAGAAGCUACUACUAGCCAUGGUCCAUAUAAAUACCACUCCCAGCAUCGUCUCCGACUCGCAACUUACGAACGAGCAGCCACGCACAGGAACACAUACACACUACCGUGGCAAUGGCCGACACGGCCACCGCCCCGCUCCUUACAAGCCAUAAGUCCAAGCUUGCCAAGGCGCCGUCCAUCGACGACACCAUCGAGACGUACAUCGGCUCCACCGGCGCCAUGCAGCUGCUCAAGGCCGUCCUUCUGGCCUUCGCGUGGGCCUUCGACGCGCAGCAGGUGUUCAUCUCCGUGUUCACGGACGCCGAGCCACGGUGGCACUGCACAACAGACGCCCCAGCGGCGUCCUGCUCGCAGGCCGAAGCCUCGCCGUGCGCGCUCCCGCCCGGCGCGUGGGCGUGGGACCGCCCGGCCGAGACGUCGGUGGUCUCGGAGUGGGCCCUCAAUUGCGCCGGCCCGGCGCUCGUCUCGCUCCCGGCGUCGUCGUUCUUCGCCGGCUGCCUGGCGGGCGGGUUCCUGCUCACGACGCUCGCGGACUCGCUCCUCGGGCGCAAGAAGAUGCUCCUCGUGUCCCUGGUGACCAUGUCCGUCGCCGCCGUGCUCACCGCCUUCGCGCCCAACGUGUGGGUGUACGCCGCGCUGAGGUUCGUGUCCGGGCUCGGCCGGUCCAUGGUGGGGACGUGCACGCUGGUGCUGUCUACGGAGCUCGUUGGGAAGCGGUGGCGCGACACGGUGAGCGUGGCCGGGUUCUUCUUCUUCACCGUCGGGUUUUUGUCCCUCCCGGCGCUCGCCUACACGUUUCGCGAGGCGUCCUGGCGGAACAUGUACAUCUGGACGUCCGUGCCUUCGCUCUGCUACUCCAUUCUGCUAUACUUCCUCGCCCAGGAGUCGCCGCGGUGGCUGCUGGUGCGCGGCCGGAAGCAGGACGCCAUGGAGACGCUGCAGCAGAUCGCCUCGCUCAACGGAAACGGCAUCACGUCCAGCUUCUCCAUGCUGCACGCGUGCACCAUGCACGAGGACGACGGGGCCAGCGGCGGAGGUGCCGUGUUCGCCACGCUGCAGACGAUGUGGGAGCGGCCGUGGGCGCUCCGGAGGCUUGCGGCGAUCAUGACGGCCAGCUUCGGCGUCGGCAUGGUCUACUACGGCAUGCCGCUCAACGUCGGCAACUUAGGCUCCAAUCUUUACCUGAGCGUCACGUACAACGCGCUGGCCGAGCUGCCGUCGUCCAUCCUGUCGUGGCUCCUCAUCGGCAGGAUCAACCGGCGAUGUUCGGUGGUGACGCUCACCGCCGCGGCGGGGGCGCUCAGCCUCGCGUGCGUCGCCAUCGCGCAGGGCUCGGCGGCGCGGAUGGCCGCCGAAACCCUCUCCUUCUUCGCGACUUGCACGGCGUUCAACGUCAUCAUGAUCUACUCCAUCGAGUUGUUCCCGACGUCCGUGCGCAACUCGGCGGUGGGGUUGGUCCGGCAGGCGCUGGUGCUGGGCGGCGUGGCGGCGCCCGUGCUCGUCGCGCUCGGCCGCAAGAGGAGCUUCUGGUCGUUCGGCGUGUUCGGGCUCUCCAUCGGGUGCCUCGGGCUCUUCGCCGCCUGCCUGCCGGAGACGAGGGGGCGGAGCAUGUCGGACACCAUGGAGGAGGAGGAGCAAAAUGAGGCCGCCGUCGCGUCCUGCACCAACACAGCAGCCGCCAUUGCCACGAAGAACAACAGCGAUCUCGUGUAAUUUAUAACGUUCAUGUUGAUUUCACGACUGCACAGUAAUUUCUUGCCGCGAUAUUUCGGCGGCGCUGCUGGAUAUGCUUGUGCAGUAGGAACUGCUCUCGCAGGUCAAGCCCGUCGCUGUUCACUCGUGUAAGCUGCCGUCAAGUUGCUGCAUAUAAUUCAUUUUUAAAAAUUCAUGCAGUCCUUGAAUAUCUGCCAGUUUGUGGAACUCGAGCAAAGUAGUGUCCCCACAUAUAUACACUGCAUUAACACAUUCAUGCACGUCGAAGCCGUAAAAUUGGCCCGGAAA
Messenger RNA from Phragmites australis (common reed), 2042 nucleotides. RefSeq names its product organic cation/carnitine transporter 2-like. The transcript has a single exon. Gene Ontology annotation, molecular function: transmembrane transporter activity. Gene Ontology annotation, cellular component: membrane. NCBI's taxonomy places the organism in Eukaryota, Viridiplantae, Streptophyta, Magnoliopsida, Poales, Poaceae. The coding region runs from base 153 to 1754 and encodes 533 amino acids. The record is from RefSeq and is a predicted model, not a curated record. Gene Ontology annotation, biological process: transmembrane transport.